Messenger RNA from Colletotrichum acutatum, 1977 nucleotides. RefSeq lists its product as uncharacterized. The transcript has 3 exons. Lineage: Eukaryota; Fungi; Ascomycota; Sordariomycetes; Glomerellales; Glomerellaceae. The coding region runs from base 67 to 1581 and encodes 504 amino acids. The record is from RefSeq and is a predicted model, not a curated record.
AGUUCUUCUUCUCACAAUCUGUUUCGCGAACACUCUCUGUCCUCUCAUCUUCAGAUUCAGUGAGCAAUGGCCGAUCCACUUUCGAUCACGACUGCUUGUAUCACAUUAAUUGGCGCAAUUGGGAAAACGGCACAGGCUGUAACUAACUUCGUUCGAACAUGUCGCGAUGCGCGAGAAGAUCUCGCCGCCGUCAGCAGAGAGCUUUCCGACCUGCGCAUCGUGCUCGAGCUUCUCAUCGACGAUGCCGCCACCAAGGCCUCCUUGCCCGCUGCCUUCGAAGAACACGUAUUGGCCCUUGUUGGGAAUUGUUUGGGUGUGACAACGGAGAUCGCAGGAGAACUCGAGAAUAAUGAUGGCCGAACUGGGCCAGCGCGGUGGGCGAUUGGAGGCAAGGCGACCGUCAAUCAGCUGAAAACGAUGCUCGAGACGCACAAGGGCUCGUUGAACUUGGCUCUCGAGUUAGCGAACCUUGUAUCUUCUAAAGCGAUCAAGGAUGAUACCGUCGUCAUUCGCAACGAUGCGGGUCUGAUCAAAGAAGACACAACAAACCUCUUGCGACAAGUUUCCGAUGUCACUCUUCAAAUAGCGAGGAUUCGCAAAGCUGUGGGAGCCAAUCGGCAGAUCAAUGUAGCCAACAGCGAUACCAUUGACCUCUGGUUGGAAUCCCUCACAUCCUACGCAGAAAGCGUUUGUGGCGAUUUGCUACAAGAUUUGCCGCCAAAUGCCCAUGAUCUGAUGCUGCUUCCAGAGACUGAAUCAGUAGGCGGUGGAAUCGUCAUGCACAACAACACCAUUGGAGACAUCGGGCCGAUGAAAGUUACCAGGAUACACCAACUCACGUACAGCAACAGUAUACACUACAUCAGAUCGAAGGGGCAUCAUGUCGUCGGCAUGGAUGGAGUUUCCAACGUAGUUAUAUGGGAUGCAAGGACCGGAAAGCAGUUGGGCACUCUCGAUACCAAAAAAUCCCAUUCGUGGGAUAUUUACAAAAUCAAAACAGCGUCCAUCUGCGGCCAUGAUUCGGAAUACGUCAUACUUCAUCAGCACAAAGUAGGCGCCUCUCUGUGGGACUGGAAAAGGAGUAAGCGAGUUCUGGACGUAUACCUGCCUUACCAGGACUGGAUCACGCUCCACCCAGUGCAUCUUGACCGGAAAAGACUUGUCAUGUUCUGGCAUGACAAACACUCUAUGUGGAAGUCAGAAAAGCCGAAGUGGAAGCACGAAAAGCUGGCCGAGAUUCCUGGGCCAGCAGAAAUCAGCCGGAUUGGAAUAUGGGGUAACGUCGCCGUCGCGCUGCUGAAGGACGGCAACGCAAUCUGCUUGGAGACAUUGACGGGCUCCGUCAAGGCCAAGAAUUCGAUCCUUCGACUCGGACAAGAGGAUAAGUGCGACAACUUGGCGAUUGGCCUCAUCCUUAUUCGGCAACCAGAUAAUGGACAUCGUGUAUUAUUCUGGAUCCCAGACGUGCCCAAUGGGUCUGUCAUGGUCAUUGCUUGGGACAUCGAGAAAGAUAGGGUCACUCACUCUGAAUAUGGUGGUUACGUGAAACAAGAACAUGAGAAGCAGACGGAGAUAUCAUAACCCCUUCCCGCACAAGAAAGAACUGGAGGUAGUCAAGGAGGUGUGGUAUGGUUUAUUCGGUCGCAAGCACCUGAAGGUUCCUAUUAAUUUGGGACGGCAAGCCACCGUCAGUCACUUCGAAGGAAAGUACAAAGUUGCCGUCAGAGCUCCAGGAGGAGGUGUAGAGGUGUGGGAAUGGGAACUGGAUGAGGGAUUCCUUGAACAACAGCCGGGCCAGACGAGUACGAUAACGAGGUCGAUUGGCAGUUCGACAUUGACGGCUGGUUCAUGAUCUUUGGUGGACUUGUAGAUGCAACUUCAGAGUCUUAACAAUUUCCGUACAUCAAGUAGGCAAGAGGAAGCAUUAUCACGUAUUGAUGUGCCAAGGCAGGGAAAUAUAACGCCUUGUCGACCGCG